Molecule: messenger RNA, 1359 nt
Organism: Gadus chalcogrammus (walleye pollock)
Lineage: Eukaryota; Metazoa; Chordata; Actinopteri; Gadiformes; Gadidae
Gene: catip
Product: ciliogenesis associated TTC17 interacting protein
Exons: 9
Coding region: 135-1196 (353 amino acids)
Biological process (GO): actin filament polymerization; cilium organization
Source: RefSeq, a predicted model, not a curated record
UCAAACCAUAUCUACCGGUCGACCUAUAAUAACGAUAAUGAAAAGUCCGAGGAUGAUCGUCACUCCAGGUCCAAGUCGGCCUAUUGUCGUUCGUUUUAUACACUUUUAGUAUAACUCUGAAUAUCGAGUAAAUCAUGCAAGUCCCAAAUGAAGACGAGGCGCCUGUCGAAUCUGAAGUUGAAACCCCCCACAUUGAAACGACAGAAGAGGCGAUACAAUUCAUUACAAGCAUUGAGCCAUCCGAGCUGCAGAAAUGUCUGUUUUCAGACUCUCUGGUGACGGUGUCAGAGGGAGGCAGAGACCUAGGCGAGUUCAGCCUAACGGUGGACUUUGCCAGCCGAGGCCCGCAGCCCUGUUUACUGUUGCGCGCCGUAAGCAGAGGAACCAUCGACGGCACCCCUUGCGGAACAAGAGUGACAGCCUACCUCUCUGCUGCCAUGGAGACACUGGAAGAGGACCUCCAUGAAUAUGUCCAGCUGCCCGACCACAAGAUGGAGAGGAGGUGUCACAUGGUGCAGCGAGACGACAGGAUGAUGGUGGACAGGAUCACCACUGCAGGGCAGGAGGUGACGCGGCAGAGCGACAGCUACUGCCUGUCUGCUGUAAGAGGGCUGCUGAGCGAGGGCUCCAGCAUGCUGCUGAUGCGUGUGAUGGCACUGAGGAGGGCUGUGCCAGAGACCCUGACCCUCCCCUCCCUCCACCAGGGACCACAGCUCAGACAAACCACCUUCAGGUCACUAGGGGUGAAGCAUCUGGCGGUGGGGCCAGAGACAUUGGAGGUGUUUGGUGUGGAGCGGGCGGUCGAGGCUCCCGGGGAGGUCCCCGCUAUCUGGCGCUGCUUCUUCCUGGCCGAUGGGCACCUGGCCAGCAGGGAGCAGGUGGGGUCACCUGUAACCAUGAGGCUUCUGCAACUCCCCCCACAGUUUGAAAAGGAUGCAGAGAAUGACAAGCCAUCCUUUGGGAAGACACCUCUGGUCUGGGAGGAGGACAUGGAGAUGCAUUCCAUGUUCCUUGACAGAAAGGAGGAACUCAUGGCGGACCACACCUCAUACCUACGACAGCAUCCGGAGCUGCGACACCUGCUGGCUGACUUUCUGCAGUUCCUGUUGAUACGGAAACCGGACAACGUCGUACAUUUUGCGAAAGAGUACUUCCUUCCUUUCGGCUCACAGUGUAGUCCAGAAACCAAAACAUAAUUUAGACCUCAUCCACUCCUGAGGACAUAUACAGAAUCUGGGUGCUAGACUUGGUAGUUUCUUGUCAAUCCCGUAGUAUAAAAAAUAAUAACUUUAGCAUCCCUUAUAUAUUUUUGAUUUCCUGUGCACUGUAGUUGUGUUUUAAUAAAGUUGAAUGGUUUGA